Messenger RNA from Camellia sinensis, 1642 nucleotides. The record is from RefSeq and is a predicted model, not a curated record. NCBI's taxonomy places the organism in Eukaryota, Viridiplantae, Streptophyta, Magnoliopsida, Ericales, Theaceae.
CGAUAUAUUUAUUGAUGAAACAGAGUGGUUAUGUUUAAACUCGCAUGGUAAAUAUAAUGCCAACUGUUCUGCAGUAACGUCACACCAUAUUUCUUCAGCAAUUUAUGAUGUUGUGGAUGAAGGCCUAAAGGAUCCGAUUAUAUAUCAACAAGAAGGAUAUGUUUGUAAGAGAAGGCCAAAAAGAAGCCAUUCAACUCCACCCUUUUACAGAGGCAAGAAAAAAUUCUUCACCUUAAAUACACAUUUGGCCAUGGAAGCAAAAAAACUCAAAGCCCAGGCCAUCAAUAAUGCCCCUACUUCACAAGAAACGAGUGGGUUGAAGCAUCCUCAACAAUCAUCUGGUGAAUGUCAACUAUAUUCUGAGCCAAAUUCUGUGGAAGAUCCAUUGAUCUACACCAGACCAGAUAAGAAGAAAGCACAUGACAUGAAGGACAUUAAAAAAUGUGAUACACAAAAAUCAGAGGAUCUUAACAUUUACAGUAAGGAUUUGGUUGAAGACUGCACAUUGAAUGAAUCUCAUGAUCCAUUAGAUUCUGGGCUAAAAUGGCAGAAGAGUUGUCUACGGACUGCAAGGGGAGACAAAUUACAUAAUCUUCAGAAUGAGAGUAAUAUACUUGAUGUCUCUUCUGGGAUCUUGCAUCUGGCUGGUGAUUCAUUAGUUCCUGAAUCUAUCAAUAAGAAUUGUCUGGAGGAUGCCAAAGUUCUCCAACAGGUGGAUAAGAAGUUCAUUCCAAUUGUGGGUGGUGGAGUGCUUGCUAUUAUUGACCAGCAUGCUGCAGAUGAAAGGAUCCGCUUGGAAGAACUACGUCAGAAGGUGCUAUCUGGAGAAAUGAAGACAGUCACUUACCUAGAUACUAAGCAAAAAUUGGUCCUGCCUGAAAUAGGGUAUCAGUUGUUGCACAACUAUGCUGAUCAGAUUCAAAAUUGGGGUUGGCUCUGCAACAUUCGUUCUCUGGGUUCAAGGUCUUUUAAAAAGAAUCUGAAUCUUCUACACAGGCAGCCAACUGUUGUCACACUUAAUGCGGUGCCGUGUAUUGUAGGAGUCAAUUUGACUGAUGUAGAUCUCUUGGAAUUUCUUCAACAGCUUGCUGAUACAGAUGGAUCAUCAACUAUACCGCCAUCCGUUCAUCGGGUCCUUAACUCCAAAGCAUGUAGAGGUGCAAUAAUGUUUGGGGACACAUUGCUACCUUCAGAGUGUUCCCUAAUUGUGGAAGAGCUGAAGCAAACAUCAUUGUGUUUCCAAUGUGCUCACGGGCGACCAACAACUGUCCCUCUUGUCAACUUGGAGGCAUUGCAUAGGCAGAUAGCUAAGCUUGGAUUGUGGAAUGGUGGUUCUAAUGAAUUGUGGCAUGGGUUACAUCAGCAUGAACCAAGUUUAGAACGUGCAGCACAGCGUUUGAGCUUUGCCAGAGGUCUGUCUUGAUGAGUAACCAGUUGGUUUUCCAGAUUCAGUGGUGGCUGUGGUUCUCCACCAACAUGCCUUUUUUCCUUGCCACUGUGAACCCAUUCUUUCAAUUUGUUAUGUAUAGUUCUCAUUCUGACCGCUGAAGUACCAAUAAUAUGUUGUACCAGUGUAACAGAGUCGCUUGUAGUUUGUAACGACAGGUAUUUGCACACAAUAAAAUCACACCUUAUUUUUUCA